UCAUUCUUUGGUUCGUGAAAAAGGAGUGAAAAAAGUUUAGAAGAAAAAUUAUCUGGUGUCGACGAAGAAAAAGUCGCAAGUGAAAAUUCUUAAGAAAAGUACUUUUCUGCGUCGGAAAAAUGACGAUUGUUGCAAAAUUAGUGGGGCAAUAAGUUGUGCUAAUCCGUGGAACAGUUAACGAAAAUGGAUUGCCACCAGAUACUGAGCGGAGCGUGCAAUGCUGGCGAUCGUUGUUUCGCAGUAGGAUCCGUCGAAGGAGUUCCAUUUACUGCUUACGCGGCUGGAUGUAACAUUGUUGUGCUAGCAAGCAACUUCGAACGUGUCCAGAUUAUCCCCGGAGCUGUGCACAACUACAUUCGUAUUUCGGCUUUGGAUUGCAGCACGGAUACGGGCAAGAUAGCAGCUGCAUAUGAGGACAAAGUCUGCAUUUUCGAGCCGACGCCUCUGAUCCAUAGCGAGCGACUAUCUCCGCACGGGCUAGAAUAUAAAUGGGUACAGACCGGUAGUUUACAAGCUACUUCACACAUCAGUUCUUUGUCUUGGAAUCUAGAGGGUACACGAUUGCUGACCGGAGGAACUGUUUUACAAUUAUGGCAUGAAAGAUUAUCAAAAAAUGAUGACGACGAACCAACACCCGUUAAAUUUGAAAUUGGAGGUGGCGAUCGCGAUCCACGUUCACCGACAAAUGAAGAAGAAAAUGAUUCUGGUUGGGACUGUUUAUGGAAAUGCCAUACAGCCACACCAGUUCACCAUAUGGCGUUCAGCCCGGAAGGAACACUAUUUGCAACCUCUGGUAAAAGUGACCGUCUUGUGAAAGUGUGGUAUGAAAAUAAACAUAUUCUAUUUCCGACGAAGAGUUUCGAGCAAUCACAAUCGCAAAGCUUUUGCGGAUUGCCUGAAGUUAGUUAUGGAUUCGUGUAUGUGGCUCAUCCUCGCGCGGUGACCCAUCUCUCAUGGCGCAAAACAAGUAAAUAUAUGCCCAAAGGAUCUGUAUCAAAUAUGCUUGUCACCUCAUGCCUAGACAAUAUUUGCCGUAUUUGGGUAGAAACAGUCCUUCCUGAUGAUGGGCUUGUCAAUAUGAACCAGUUCGACCCUCUAGCAUCCCAGAAUCCGAAAUUCCGUACUCACAGACAUAAGCAUCGUUUCAUGCAGCGACUUAAGCAUAUGAAAACCUGCUUCCAUAUAAGACGACAUGCCAAACAUAACGGUACUAAUGGAUUCAAUGGCAUGGGGGCUGGAUUUGGUGGACCUGGAGCUGGCACCGGAUUUGGUAAUGCCCCAAUUCCGACACUCCCUUCAACGUACAGUGUACAUGAUUUCCAUUCCUAUGGUUAUCACGGAACAGGAAUGACUCCCGGGUUGCAUUUUCAUUUAGCUGCAUCAAUCAAUGCAGAAACAGAUAUUCCUUUGGUUCCAUCUAUGCACACGAAUGAUCCAUCGGUGCAACCAAAUUUCAUUCUUCAUUGGCUCAACAACAAAGAAAUGCAUUUCUCACUGCAAGCGGAGUCGAUUUUGCAGGAAAUGACUAGAAAAGUUAUCGAGAAAGAAGAUUUAUUAUCUGGGCCAAACAGUGAGGGUCAAUCUGAGGUCGUUCAUGAAGAAGAGAUGAAUACAGAGGAUGGAAAAAGGCGACCGAAAAUGAAACCAACAUUUUCCCAAGAAGAAAGUAACAGUGACGAACACCCCCCUUACCCAUCACACAGGUCGCAUUCGGUCGGUGCUGCCUCUCACGCAGGACUUCCUAGUCAUCAUUCCCUCUCGAACACAACUUCAAUCAACUCUCUGAUAAACGAUGGAAAUAUUCAUGUAACAGAUUCGCUUGAUAUGAAAAUCGAGUGUCUUCUCAGAGACUGGCAUCACAGCCCGGACUUGUUGUUUUCUAUUCAUCCUAUCGAUGGUAGUUACCUCAUUUGGGUGGUCGAAUGGCUUGACGAAUACCAUCCAGGCUCAUUCCGCCAAGCGCAAGUAUCAUUUUCCACACGUAUUCCUUCCGCAUUUCCUUUAGGCGAUGCAAUGUCUAUGUCUACCACAGUAGCCCUCUAUAACACGGGUGGAAAUCUAAGCUUCCGCGAUAUGAUUGUUCGUGGUCCUAAAUCAACGAAUGGAAAUUACAGCAAUCAGACGGAUAUAAACAGCGAUAUAAUAACAUCUCUGCCCAGUGUUAUGGAGGAAAAUGAAGUAAACGAAGAAGAAAAUGAGAAUGCUGACGAAGAGGGCGUAGCCUCGAAGGCGCCAAAGAAUCAAUCUGAGAACAAUGGCAAUGACAAUGGUGGUGAACAUUCAGAUAUUUUGACAGCACCUCCAUCUCCCACUAUUUCGAUGGUUACAAAGCACUCAAAUGGUACCCUGAAUCUUUGGCAGCUUACGUUUGCCGACAAAACGAAGUUUUCCCAAGUACUCAGCAUUGGCCAUGCAUCACGUGCUUCUGGUCACCGUUUCCGUGUCAACGAUAUAACUUGUCAUCCAGUGCUACCCCUGUUACUGACAACCUCCCAUCACAAUAUACCGGACAUUCCAAAUACCACCAACUCGGGUUGCCAAGAUGGUAAUCAAAAGAUUCAUCGUCCCAAGGAUAUCUGUGCCCCUUCAGGAUUUUGUUCGGAGCUUAUUCUUUGGCGUGUUGAUGCAGUUGGUCCAUUGUCAAAAUCUGGAGGUGUGAGCGAGUUGGCGCGAAUUAAUUCCCCGGAAAUAUCCGCUUUCAGCAAUGUAGCAUGGAUUCCAACGCUUUUACCAAGCACAACUUUGGGUAACAUUAGCAAUUCACCAUCUGCUUGUUUCGUUGCAAGUGACGGAGAAAGCUUGCGUGUAUACCAAGCUGUGAUUGAUGCCAGGACAUUGCUAGCGGAAAUCUCUAGCUCUGAAAGACGUUUCCGCCGAAUGGAUUCCAUGGUUUCGCUGUCCACAGAAUCUUCCUUAGACCACGCAGAAGGUGCUCAGCACGCAUUACAUGAUAAAAUAAAAAUUGUUUCUCAGCAGUCUACCGCUCGACCAGGAUGUAUUAUACAACUGGAUGCCAUUAAUGACGCUAUUCACGAUUGGCAAAAUACCCAAUUUCUACAUGUAUUCCAAGAACAGUUGAUUACAGGAGAACGUUCGGAGGAGCCUGCUAUUUUUGGGAAUGAUGGAAAGCAUUUUGGAUUGCUAGACGGCCAACUUGGGGCCAUGGUUGAUCUUCAACGCAAUUCACAGUUCGAAGAGCCAUUUUAUUUGGUAGUACUAGAACGAACUCAUAACGGAACAACAGUUCACAUGUGGCGCAUUGUAAUUGCUUCUCAACCAGCAGGUCCAGAUGAAAUGAGUAGUAGCAUGAUGUACGUUCCAGAUAGCAAUCUUGUCCAGGAUCUAGAGGACCCAGAAUUCAUUCAUCGGGCAUCAAUGGCUGGAGUACAGGCACAAGAUGAAGAAAAAGCGCACGUCGAUCAUAGCCCACAUGUGAAUAUAUCAACCACUAAAGUUUGCACACAGGAGUUGCCAUUACCUGAUGGAGUUGAUGUUAUACAUGCGGCACCGGCAGCUGGUCAUCUGAGCUCCUCGUCCAUUUAUCCAGCAUGUUUCGCCCCAUAUAUUGUUGUUACAGCUUGUUCUGAUUCUAUUGUACGAUUCUGGAAGUGCAAUGUAACAAAGGACACCAAAGACAAGCUCAAUUUCAAAUAUGAUUGGCGCGAAUGGGAUAUGAUUCGCAGAGAUCAGGAAUCUACUAUCGACGUCAACGGUCAGUUGUUACACAUUAGUGCAGCUUAUUCCGGAAGAAUAGCGUGCGCUUAUAAAUACGGAAAAUCGUUUACUAGGCCUACCAAAAGCAAUGAUCCCGAGUCUCGUUAUGUGAACUUGUGUGUGGCAAUUUAUGAAUGUGAAAGCACUGGUGGAAGUGAAUGGGUGCUAGAAGAUACUAUACAUCUAAAAAAUAUACACCUUCCUAGAAUACAGGUAGACCCACAUUUAGAUCUAAGCUACUUGUACGAUAACAAAACUUUGCAAAAGAAACAAAGAUUGAAUCAAAUGUUGCAAACAUUGUCUCAUGAAGAUACUCGUUCUACCAGAAAUGGAGAUGUUACACCAGAAGCGCUCACUAAGCCUGGUUCUGGUUUGUUAGCGGUUCCUAGUUUUAGUACAUUACAAUCGUUGCGUAAAAGCAUCACUGAACAUGGAAAUACUUGUCCACUGACUCAAAAGCAUCUUGUCCAACUCGAUUGGGUAUCUAAAGAAGACGGGUCGCACAUUUUAACAGUGGCCGUUGGUAGUAAAAUUAUGCUUUUUACACCAGUUUCCAGUGAUCUGGCACAAUCCAAUAUGAAAGCUAUGAAAGAAUCACAAUCGACUAACCGACCCCUACUGAGAAAAGCGAGCUCCCUAGCACAACCCCAUUUCAACGAUGAAAUAAGAUGGAUGAAACUCCGUCAAAUAGAACUUUGCACGGCAGAUGGUCUGCCUCCAUUGCCAAUGCAGAUUUCCUGGGUGCGCGAUGGAAUAUUUGUCGCGGGAAUGGACUCAGAAAUGCAUGUCUACUCGCAGUGGAAAGCUCAGUUGAAUAACUUCAAUCACAUAGAGAGCGAAGAUUUGUACGACAAUCGUUACUUGAAGGACGAAGAUCUGCGAUCUCUGGCUCAAGAGAAUACCCAACGACGCAUGCCGAAUGUAUCUUCUAUGCCCGUGUUAUCUAGAAUCAGUUCAAUCAACUUACAAAUGAUGUCCAACGAUGGAAAGAAGAAAAAACCAGGAACAGCCAGCACCGGUCAGAUCUCCGGGGCUGUUGAACAACAGCAACCCUUACACGAUUAUAUGACCGAUUAUGGUUUGUUCGAGGCUUCUCGUAUCGCGUGUCCCGUCCUGCCUCAAUAUCAUCCGAAACAAUUAAUGGAACUGCUGAACUCUGGUAAGAUCCGCUGGGUUAAAGCAAUCUUGGCCCAUCUGGUACGUUGCAUCAGUGGUUCGUAUAGUGUACGGGGUGGCGGUGGAGAUGAAGAAAGUCUCAACAGACAGCGUGGUUGGUCUAGAUCUCGCACACUUUCUGUUAGCUGUCCGGCAGGCACUGUUAGUCCUCUUGAACCGAGAGGAUCGACGACACAGAUUCCAGAAGAACUUACACUUGACUAUGCUGAAAUAACAUCAAUCCCUCCGUUGCCCUUAUGGACACUGCUGACAGCCGAUAAAGAAACUGUGGGUAUUACGGCCCAGCAAAGCGAAGAAGUUAAGGACUACAACGAACUAUUCGAAAGCAACGUUGUUGACGAGUCAUUGGAUGAUCUACUAGAUGACGAGCCUGACAUCAAUCGUCAUGCCGAUAGACGUUCGUCUCUACCGGAGAAGCAUUAUUUAUCUCAUUUUGGCCCUAGACAAGGUCAACUGUUAUCCCGUUUACUAACGCACACCCAUCUGCCGGGAUUGUCCUCUCUGGAUCAAAUGCACCUGCUGGCACUGGCAGAUACGGUAUCAACGUGCAAUACGGACUUUGCGGAACGAUUCGCCAUCGAUGCAGCCAAAACAGCUAUUGCGAAAGAAAAUCUAACAGGUGUUCCUAACAACGAGAAUGUUUCCACCGAUUCAUUGGAUGAUUGUGGUUUACGGUUUUUGCUAGCGAUGAAACACUACAACUAUUUGCUCCGCUGUUUGCCGAUAGCUCAAAGGCAGUCCUUCCAGAAGCAGGGUGUCGGUACGGCUAAUAUUGUAUGGGCGUUCCAUUCAGAGAGUGAAGAAGAAUUGCUAAACCUAAUUCCGUCAUAUGCCAAGGGACAACCAAAAUGGCAUGUCCUGAAGGAAUUGGGUGUAGGAUGGUGGCUGAGAAAUAAUAACCUGUUGAGACAAUGCAUUGAACGUUUGGCUAAAGCGUCAUUCCAAGCACAUCAAGAGCCACUGGAUGCUGCAUUGUAUUACAUGGCAAUGAAGAAAAAAUCCGUUGUAUGGGGACUGUUCAGAUCCCAGAAGGAUGCUAAGAUGACAGCAUUUUUUGCUAACAAUUUCAACGAAGAUCGAUGGAGAAAGGCUGCUUUGAAAAAUGCAUUUGCUUUGCUAGGCAAACAGAGAUUCGAACACGCAGUUGCCUUUUUCCUUUUGGCAAACUCUCUCAACGACGCACUAGAGGUUUGUCUAACUAAACUACAAGAUCUACAAUUAGCACUAGUUAUUACUCGUUUGUAUGAAGGAGAACAUGAUGCCACGCCUCCAAGCUUCAAACGUCUGUUAUAUGAAGAGGUCCUAGGGUGCGAUAAAAAUGGCGAAAAUCAAGAUCUUUCUCGCGCACACCCUGAUCCGUUUCUACGUUCAAUGGCUUUAUGGAUACUGAAGGACUAUUCUGGAAGUUUGAGUACACUACUGAAUAGCAAUGUAGGAAGCAUGCAUCCUCUGUUCGAUGACGAAAAUUAUACAUCCCAAUCUGAUACGUCACAUUCAACGAACCCGAACGUCUUCAAUUUUUACGUUUACUUACGCACGCAUCCGUUGCUCAUCCGGCAGCAUAUCGCUUCUUCUGUUCAGGAUAAAAAGCGCGCCCAAGUGGUUUUGGCCGGAUUUAGCUAUGGCAGCGAAACGAGUUCUGCUAAACCUGCACUUGCUACGGAUAAGCAAAUUCAACUUGAAGAUACUAUAACACCACUAGAGCGGCAGUUGUAUUUUACAACAGCACAUGCACAUUUCAAAGCUGGAUGUCCGGCUCUUGCCCUAGAGGUUCUUAGCAAAUUACCUACCAAAGUAAUUGACCAAGAUGCCAGCAGUCAGAUACAAAGUCCCAACGAUGCAAAAACACAAUGUAAUUCAAUUGCAACGGGAAUUCUAGACUGGAGUAAAACUAGUCAAGCAGAUUCUGGCAAGGAAACAGCCAAUUCUAUCGAUUGGGGUGCUCCUGCAUCAUCGACUGCUGUUGAUUGGAGUUCAUCAGCUACGUCCGGUUUUGAUUGGGGUGCCCCGAUAACAUCUCAAACAUCGAAUGGCCCUGAUGAGUUUAAGAUAGAAUGGGACGAAGAGGAUAAGCAAGAAGAAGAAGAGGAGGAUAGCGAUGAAGGUAUCCAAUUGAAAAAGUGUGAUCCUGAACCAGAGAUGGAAAAUGUCUCUUCGAAUGAUGAGAAUGAGAAGGGAAGCUUGGACAUCAUGGCACAGCAGUUGAAAUUCAUUGCAUGUUUGAAAAUUUUAAUGGAAGAACUAUCCACAUUGGCAACUGGAUUCGAAGUGGAUGGUGGACAAUUGCGUUAUCAACUGUACGUCUGGUUGGAACGCGAAGUUGAAGCUCUUAAGCAGUUAUGUAACUAUAGUACCGGUGAUUCCGAUAAUACAGCAAUUGAAGACAAUAGCAACGUCGACAUAAUAGAUCGUGACACUCCAAUACUGGCAAAUAAAUUCCCCCAGGAUAAACCAACAUUGCAUGAAAUUUUGAUCCAGGAAAAGCAAGAUUUUGAAGCAAAGGUUCAAAGAGCAGCUAAACGAAAACGUUGGUUGAAAGCUAAUGAAACCUUAUUGAGAACAUUGCUUAGCUACUGUUCUUUGCAUGGCGCAAGUGGUGGUGGAUUGGCGUCUGUUAGAAUGGAAUUAAUAUUACUCCUUCAAGAACUCCAACAAGAAAAGACACAACAGCAAUUGCUGAGCCCAUUACCCUUCCCCACAACGCUCCCCUUGUUAAGUGCUUGCGUUGCCGGUAAUAAAACCGUCAUAGCCGAUCCACUACGCUAUUUGCAAUCACAUACUCACGAUAUGUUACAGACAAUUGUGGACAUGAGAAGUCCUCCACAUGCACAGCGUGCUGCUUUCCCUAAUGGAAUAUUUGUCCUAAGGGAUUUAGGUGUGGCCCUUUCUGCUUGCAUCUACCAGUCGUUGUGCGAUUCGGACACAUUCAGUGUGAAACAGUCUAAUGCGAGUGAAGGAUGCAACAGUCCUGGAAUGGAAACGAUAGCAAAAUUGAACGCUAGCUGCCAAAGUACCCACCUUAUGGCAAACGCAGCCGCUCACCAAAGACGCAGAAAGUACUCGACUGACGAACCACUCUCUGUGAGUACUCCUCCAUCAAAAUGGCCAGGUGUAACCAAUCUCCGGGCGCUUCUGGCUCGCGAAAAGGACGAAGAUACACCGCGAUUAAACGUCCUCUUGUGUGAAUCAUUCGUAGCCACCUACAUGGCUUUGUUUGUAUACGCACUAACGACCUGCGACUGUCACAUUUUGUACCGUUUGGCUGGGCAAAACUUUUCUGAUUACACAUGGUCAACGCUGUACGGCGGAGGUGUAAAAAAGCUUCUUCGUAAAGCCACGUCUCAUGUACAGGCCGCCCAGCAAACGGUACAAGCGCAGGUUCAGCAGGAAAACCUCGAUAGCCCUGUAGCCGAGGGAAGCGUCUGGGGUGCGGUUACUUCACUAACGAAACAACGAGUGAAGCUCAAUAUGAAGCUACUUGGACAUUUUGGUGGACCGCAGGGUCCCGCUAACAUGAAGGAGGAUAAACCUACUUACCGCGAGCAGUUCGUUCCGCCAGAGAUGUCAAUGGUGUCUUUCUUCCUCAUUAAACCAAUACCAAAGGGUGAUCCCGAAGAAGACGAUUAUGAUUCGGCUGAUUCCGCUGUAUCGGAUCUUGACGAAGAGGAAGACGAUGAAGACGUUUUCAAUGAUCCAUUGAACAAUGAUCCCAAAGCUAGUCAAGUAUCGGCAGCAGUGAGAAAACACCGCCGUGAGAACAUUGAGCAUUCAAACCCGAAUUCGUACUCGUGGUGCGUUUUACGGCUUGCGCUUACGAGGAUUGCACAGAACCAAUUGCAAACGUUCAUAAACGUUGCAGGAAUUGAAAUGCAAGAACUACCAGUAUGCAGCCCACUCAUUCAUGGUAUACUAAGAAGUCUUUCAUCGUGGCAAGAGUUAUUAAAAGAAGAGCUUGAGAGCCGAGGACCGGCGUCAGUUGAUUACAUUCCAGGCUGUUUUGUAGAAUCCGAAGCAAAAGGCCCAGCCAUUCAUAAGUAUCGAUCCCUUUUGGAAAAGUCCAACACCCCGUUCACACCUUGUCUCUCAUCCGCUGCGCCAGCUCGGCGUCUCUGGAACUAUCUAGUGCGUAACGAACUUGUGCAGGACGUUUUUAUUCGUGCGGUAUUUGGUAAAAAGAAAACAACUCCUAACCCGAAUGAACCAACCACGGCUUCGAUUAAUGGCUCCAUAAAUGAAUCCGGAACACCUGUUGGCAAUGAAACGGCUACAGCCGGAUGCCAUACAAACCCUCAAAACAUUCCAGAGCCAGCGCGGAUAAUUCAUAAAGAUCAGGAACAAAUUUCUGCUUUUUGUCUGAACUUAGUCAAUCCUGGCAUGCUCGCACUAGCAACUCCAAGAGAGGUUCAGGAGAUGGACAUCUCUUUGCUGCUCGAAUCACCUCACUGGAUGGAGGACGAGUGCGAAAUGGAUAUAAUGAAUCUGAAUAAAGACAUCGAAACUUUACCUAACAGUAACUUCUUAGUUAUACAGACAGCAACAGACAAGCAUAUGAUAAACGCUGCACAAAAUUUUGGGGCACCAUCAAGUCCACAACCUGGAAUUGCAGGACAAUCAGGACGUGGAGCAUCCGUGAUCAAAGGAGCAACGUUUCCGGGGAGUCAAUGUCCACGCUUCUGCAAACUGGUUAUUGAGCGUUCAAAGCACUUGCUAAAACCGGUGCUCAAACACAAAGUGGACAACAUCAAACGGAUGAGUGCCCACCCGUUGAUGCCCUUGUAUUUAACUGGUGGACAGGAUGGUUCUGUUCAAAUGUGGGAGUGGGGUCAUCAACAGGUCGUCUGUACUCCCAGACCACCGGGAACAUUUGCCAAGGUUACCCGGUGCAGAUUUUCCCAGCAUGGAAACAAGUUUGGUAUUGCUGAUGGCGAUGGAAAUCUGAGCCUGUGGCAAGUAGGAUUAGCUAGUCAGAGCAAUCGACCGUUCUUUACCUAUCAAUGCCAUACUAAAGGAAUUACAGAUUUCGUGUUUUUGGGUUCAUGCAGUUUGGUUGCCACAGCUGGCCAUAGCUCGGAAAGUAAAAAUGUGGCAAUAUGGGAUACACUUCUCCCACAGAAGAAGGCGCUAGUAUCAGCAUUUACUUGCCAUGAUCAAGGAGCAUCUAGUCUAGUUUACGCUCCUCAGCAUCAGCUGCUGAUAUCGGCUGGUAAGAAGGGCGAUGUGUGCAUAUUCGAUGUACGACAACGAGUACUUAGACAUCGGUUCCAGGCUCACGAAACUCCAAUAAAAUGUCUUUCAAUGGAUCCCAACGAAGAACAUUUUGUCACUGGUUCAGCCGAUGGUGAUAUUAAGGUAUGGGGCCUGACCGUCCACACGUUGCUGUAUAGUUUCAUGGGUGAACACGCUCGUAGUAGUUUCUUCAAGCACAUCGGCCAGGGCGUAACGCAGCUGCAGAUCGACCAAGGUGGUCGUCUGUUCUCUUGUGGGGCCGACGGUUCGAUGAAAGUACGGCAGUUGCCUGAUCGGGAAUCAUUUGUUCAUUCAUUGUAUUAAUGCGAGACUAAGUCACUGACAACAAAAUAAUUUUAAAUUAAGGCAAGAGAUCACAAAACUAUUAACAUUAUACAGGACCGUUACGAUAAUCUAUACACUGUUAAUCAUUUUAGAAAAGGAAUAUUGGAUAAACUUUAAUGUAAUUUUGCCGCGUAAAUUAGGACGAUGUCAAAUAUUACUGCAAACAACAUCAAAGGUAUUUGAACAUUCUGACGAGACCCUUGCGAAUGAAUCCGAAUCGAUAAAUUCUUUGACGAGAAUAAAAUUACAAUUCAGAAAUUCCCAAAGUUGUUUAACGUGCAAAAUUAUCUUCAAACACCGACAUUUAAUGAAGUAAAUUUCUAAGUGAUUCUCUACUAUCUCCCACACUCUAUAUGAAGAAAAAACUUAUCAGGCGUUAUCAUCAAAAUAGGACAUCUGCUGAAAACAGAGAAAAAUAUUCUUACCGCUGACAAUACCCAUGUUGAGACAUGUUACAUACAACAAAUUAGAAAUUAUACCAAAAAUAUUAACGAUGAGAAAAGUAAGAAACGUAACCAUAAAAAAGAAAAAAAAUAAAAUAGUGAGAUAUUAAAAUUAAAAUCUAAUAAUCAACCGAGUAAGCAAAUCGCAUAGUUAGUCAUGAAAGAAUAUUCUAUAAAAAAGUUAACUCUUUCAUGCAAAAUAAGAAAAAAAUCUUUACAAAGUGGUUCACUCUGAUAUUACGAAAUUGUUACUGUCCCAUGUUUUCAGCUAAUUGAAAAAAAAACUACAUAUUCUUCAAUUUGUUUUUGCUGUAUUGUUAAAUUUAAGUUGGGUAUGGAAACGAUUUCUUUCUGCUUUUAAAGUCUAUAAGCGUAAUUAACAAAAGCUAUCGGCAAUUAGCAAUUAACGAUCCUUCACAGAUAUUUAUGUAAGAGUAAAUAUGAAAGCACGUUUAUGUUUCGCACUGCUUCAGAUCAUAAUAGUUUCAAUAUCGUUGAAAACAGAAACCUGUUUAAUCGCGUUCUCAAUCGUCAAACGGUUCGGGUGUUGCUAGUUCGUAUCCUAAUUUCAAUCAAACUUACUUGUAUGUAUAUACCUUAUUUAUAGACAAAGGAUGUUCAAACGCCAGCACAAUGACUUUAUACCAACCUGUUGUCACCUUUGAGAUUUUGAUUCUGGCAUGUCAACAAGUAAAAGUGUCGACAUGAAAAAUUAACGCAACACAAAUGGAUUACAACAGGUUGGAUAUAGAUUCAUUAGGCUAGACAUUUUAAUCGGUAUCCGCAAAAUAGAAAACUUCAGAUGCAUUAUAGUUUUAACAGAAUUAUAUAGAUAUAGUCAGAGUGGCGAAGGCAACCACAAAUCGCGCCGACAACAGUUCUUACUAACAGUAAACCAGAAAACCAUAGAAGAAUUUUAUUUAUAUUCAUCAAUAAAUGUUUAUCGUUGCCGAAA
Molecule: messenger RNA, 11859 nt
Organism: Uranotaenia lowii
Lineage: Eukaryota; Metazoa; Arthropoda; Insecta; Diptera; Culicidae
Gene: Rbcn-3A
Product: dmX-like protein 2
Exons: 20
Coding region: 184-10440 (3418 amino acids)
Biological process (GO): vacuolar acidification
Cellular component (GO): RAVE complex
Molecular function (GO): protein binding
Source: RefSeq, a predicted model, not a curated record